CGCUGCGGCCCAUCCGCGAACAACCAUUAAAAAAUCAGUUUUGCUGCAAUCUCGCAGAAAACAGACGUACUUUCUUGUGCGGCGCACUAAUAUCCUAGUGAAACGGAACCGCUAAACACACACUUCCUCUAGCCGAUCUGAACUUUAACCUCGGUUCGUCCGCCCGGCGCACCACGUUAUCGCCACUGCGCAGUACAUGACAAACUGAGCAACAAGCGGACAAAAAUUUCAGUCGUGCUUAUGUAUUUUGAGUUGUUUCUAAUAAACACGAAUUUUCCCAACUGCGACAACCGGGCAGUCGUCUGGCAGAUGUGUUAUAGAUUCCAGGAAAAUUAUUCCCAACAAAUUCGGUCGAGUGAAAUUGGAUUUAUUUUGGAUUUUAUGUGUUAAAUAUUCUGUUACAAAGUUCCGUUUCUGCCGGGUGCCAGGACAUAUUUUUUGUACCUAGGUUUCUUCGCCGCCAUCAGUGAGCAUGUCUCCCCCGCAGACGGGAGCGCCUAUCGGCCUGGCGGGAUAGACUGACGGACGGACGUAUGGAUUUCUCCCUGGAACGGAAUCGAUUAGUCGCUUCAGGCGCUCUAGGGGCUCUGGGAUCCAGCUACGGCGACACGCCCUCUAUCGGCCGUCCCGGGGUGUCGGAUAUUUCUCGCCCCGGGACGCCAUCGUCUAUGGCGUCACUGGGACAUUACCCGAGCAGGUUUAUGCCCCCGUCGCUGACGGUGCAUUCACCGGCAGCGGGAUAUGCACUGAUGGGCAGUUACCUUAGCAACGGAAGCCACGCCUCCGAAGGAAUUAAAUCUUUGAUGCCUGAAGUUCAGCAGUAUUGGAGUACCGCCCACUCAGAAGCAUUCCCUCGCUACGUGAUUAACAACAACAUGUACCCCCCAUAUCCGUUCCUGGCGGGUCCGGACUCCAUGUCGCUGCUGCAGCCCGGGACGGCGGCCACAACACAGCAGUCUCCAUAUAGUCACAGGAUAUACGAACUACACAAAGAUGCAUUUCUGGGCGCAGUCCCGCCUUCAGCCGGCCAGGCGGGGUUCUACGGGCUAACUAACGCCCCGAUGACUGGGGCACCGUCCGCCCUGCACGUGCCCUCGACGGUGAUGGCGGUGAAACAGGAAGCGAAGGUGGAGUCCGUCGUACCCGAGCGACCGAACAAGCAGCCGGACAAGAAGUCGCACAGCAAAAGUGAAAGGAAAGUUGUUUGUAAGAAAGAGAGCUCAAAGUCUUCUGGUGACAAGGACGGUGCUAGAGAGUGUUCUAGGGACUGUGCUAGGGACGGUGAAUUAUCAGCCAGUGGUAGAGGCGAGACGUGCAAACAUUCCUGCGACAAAGCGAAGAGCACGAGGAAAGUGGAGCCUGUCAGUGUGGCGGAAAAGUCGUGCAAAAGGACGUCUGCUAAACUGCACGUGGCCGCCAGAGAGUGCAAAGUGUCGGCAGGUUCUCCCAGUGGAACGAAAGACGAAGUCUGUGAUAUUAAGUCGUCCAAGGCGGUGGCGGCGGCUCACGGCGCGCACACUGUGACUGUCGUGUCGGAGAACGUGAAAACGCAAAGCAUAACGACUUUAACCACGGUCACCGUCACGCCAAGUGGCUCCACUGCCUCCAACGCAACUUCCGCUACAACCGGAAGUACGCAGAGCGUGUUCAGCUGUGGGCAGCCUGUCAUAUCAACAGUAUCUCAAGGGGCUUACGUGACGUCAAACACAAGUGUAUCACCUUCGUCCAGGGCCUCCCCUAGCCUGCCAUUUUACCACACCCUGUAUGCCCACCCUCAGGGUGCGGCGGCGGCGGCAGCGACGACUGUACCGACGGGUCCAAGAAAGGUUCACGCCACCACGUAUGUUCCCGAAGUCGGGACCUUGAACCGCCCCAUUGACAAAAGUUUACCGAAAGUGCUCGAGUCGAAGGUGAAAUCCGAACCCGUACGUCCGUCGUGCUGUCGUGAAAAGCAGGUGAAGCUCCCCGCUGGUGUCCCGACGUCAGUGACCAAGUAUUGCGAUAAUCCUCCACCUCUGACUGUGAAACUCUCGCCCAAGUUCUCCAGGCGGUCUUCGUGUGACGAGGAUGAUCCCCGCACAAAGGACGCAGACAAAAGGCAGAACAGUCGACUUGUUGGUGCUGGCUCGACGGAAAGUCUUCUUGCUGCCAACACUUCAGAAGAGUCGACGAAAUGCUCAAACGGCGGCGCGGCUGGAAGUGGACGAAAGAGUGAUAAAGACUUGGAGGAUAUCAGAGAUGAAUCGCUCAAAUGUGGCGAGACUACGGCUCUGGAUUAUAGAAUUUCGAAGAAAUCUCAGUCGCAGACAUGUGUAGUGACUAAUUGUGGCGCCAGGAAGCACGAGGAAGGUGUUAGUGGUGUUAAGGUUAACGGUGAACACGAGAUGCAUCUGGAAGUAGAUUCGUCCACUGUCGGGAAGCUUCACUCGCGUGUAGAUAUUCAUGUGACUUCAUCAUCCUCAUCGUCAUCCUCGUCCUCAGCUGGACUUGCCUCCCCCGAUGUUAAGCCUGAUUCCACGACCCCACUAGAGAGUGAAGAGAAGCACGUGGACCGGACUCUUCACCCUGCAGAUCCUAAGCUAUCAAAGACUGAGUCACCGUGCACUGUUCUAAAUCUGUCUAAAUCAAAAACUGGUGACAAAUCGUUUACCGACAAAGACUUGAUUGGUGUACAGAGCAAGGUGGAAGUUUCUGAGGACAAUUUCAAAGUGUCGGCUUUGAAAGCUCACGUGAAAGCGCAGACUGCAGUAGAAGAAAGAGCCAGACAUUCUAAACAUCGCGGAAGUCCUAAGACAGAGUUGGCGGCGGACAAACAGGACGAUGUGACUGAGCAUACAGCGUCCAACAUACCCGUGGGUAUUGCUGUGGCUCGAAAGAGGUCGGGUCAGACCAGAACACAACCAGACACACACAACCUACAACCCACAUUGCUGCACGAACAGGCGACAGUGGACGAGGACCAGUCGAGAUCCUUCACGCAAGAUUAUAAAGACAGAGAAGAAUUUCUUAGACAACAGAAGGCGAUUUUGUCAGGGUCGUUAAAACCGGUGGUGACCACUGCCUUACCCCCAAAUCUCGUAGUCACAGGAAGUCUGCAAGGAACGGAUAGCACGUUAUCCGAUGAUUUGCGUAUGCGCUCUUUGGCUAACCAAUGGUUAGCCGCGUCUGGACAUCCUUCAGCAUGGCUGUCACAGAACCCGUAUGGACUUCAUCCGGGCAUUGCGACAACUACAACCAGCGCCAUCGAGCAGGGAGCUUUUCCUGUUCCAGCCCCAAGCGGUUUCAAGAUUGCGCAGGAUUCACUGACAGGACAAUUGUUCCUGGUUCCUACUGGAGAUUUUGUCGACCAGACUGGACUAUGGCCAGCAGCAUUUCCCGGAAGCCACGGGGCACAAACGGCUCACACUCAUUUCCAACACCUCCUGCCAGCACAGCCUCACAUGGGUCACGUAACCGAGUCCACGUCACCACACAGUUCUGUGGGAGAUCAGAGAGAAUUAACUCCGGGCCAGUCGGUGUGUCAGACUCCCGAAGUGAGUGACCACCGAGAUGAAAGUGACCGUGGGUCAGAUGGACAGACGCUCAGCCGGACUCCCACCCCGACGUCGUGGACUCAGUCUGGGUCGGCCAAGGACAAAAGUCCGGCUCUUCAAAGUGCCCCGCCCACCCCGUGUAGUCUGCAGGAUCAAGAGAAACCCAUCAUGCUGCCUAGUACCUACAUUCCAGAUAUGUCAAUGGCCACAUCACAGGAAUACACGUACGCCUUCCCUGGUGGACAUCUGCCGUACAUGCUUAAUCCGGGCAUUCUAUCUGUGCCAGGUGUGCCUCUCAACCUGUCCGAACCCCUGACUGUGAAGACCGAGUCACCCUCCGUUCAGUCGCGUGGGACCUCCCCAAUCAUCCUGACACCCCCUCCGUCAGACGAGACCCACCGGGGUUCCGUCAGUUUCAGGGAGGUGGCCGUGUUCACGGACAGUCCGGUCACAAAGUGCUCUACGUCGGUGCAGACGUGCGAUCUGGACGAUUUCCCGCCAUUUUCCACCCCCGUCAAGUUGAAGGAACAGUGCAGUCAGACGUGUCAGAACGACGACUUGCCACCGACAGAGGGGGAUUUCCAGGAUACUAAAAAUAGCUCCUUUACAACAACCGCUGCUAUUGAACGUGAAAAUAGUUCUCCUUUCGACUGUGGUGUGACAAAAUCAGACGCUGACUGUGAUAUCGCUAAAAAUAGUAAAAGUGUGAGUAAAACAGAAGGCGCCGUGGGGAAGUACAAUCCUUUCAACGACCCCCAGAUUCUCCUGGCAGCUGAUGGCCUGGAACUGUUGAGCACCCUAGCAGAGAAGAGAUCCAAGUGUUCCGACAUGGAGUGUCCCAGCGUCUUUCUCUCUCCUAGCGACUCGUGUAAAUCGGACAACACUGACGUCACGGAGGACUCGCCAGAGCUAACAAAAAAAGAGUGCACGCCUAGACGAGAUGUCCGCAGAUCAGGAUCCCCUAAAUGGACGUUUCCGAAAAAGGACAGCAGCCAGAACUCAGCGGCAAUAGGUAUCUUCAAUAUGCCAUCAGACCUUGAAUCUUUUCUUGCCACAGGGCUUGACCACAUGGACGACAUGGAGAUCGAAAUGCGCAUGCGCCUCGCUGAACUUCAAAGGCGGUACAAGGAGAAGCAGAAGGAGCUGGCGAAGCUGCAGCCCAAGAAGGAUAAAGACAAGGGAGACAAGUCUGACAAGGGUGAUAAGUCUGACAAGGGAGAUAAGUCUGACAAGGGAGACAAAUCGGACAGGAGUGACCGUUCCGACAAGGGGGAUAAAUCUGACAAGAGUGAGAAGUCGGAAAAGGGUGAUACAGAAGACGAGUCUCAAUCUAAACGAGGCCCGGGAAGGCCAAGAAAACGAAAAUUCUUCCCCACAAAGAGUGAAGAAGAAACCUCGUCACAGAAAACGAGUCCCAAGGAAUCUCACCAUAAGAAGAAACGGCUAGCAGAGGAACUGGUGGACAGAAUGUUCAGAAGUCUUGCUCCAGCGAAAAGCGACAAACUGAAGGCAGUUUCCGCAAUGCGCAGUAAAACGAACACUAUGACUAAGAAACGACCCAGUUUCCAUAGCAACAAGCCAGCAACAGUGAAAAAGACCAACACAGACGACAAGCACACCCCGGGGACACUAUUCAGUGAACGCAAAUUGUUCAAACCUCCAGGUGCCAACAUAGCUAAAGGAAAGUUCAAACCGUUUCUCAGCAAAAAGUCCAGCACGUUUACCAAGACAGUGAAUAAGUCGCAAACUAGUUCAGACAUGGGUAACCUGUUUGCGAACUUGGAAAACUCUCUGGGUGAAGAUGUAGAACAAAAACGACCAAAGAACUUACUGAAGGAAGGCCACAUCCCAGUGGGAUCCAGUUUUGUUUCCCAAAUCAACACGACGGUGUCGCCGUCAGCCCUGGAGUCGGGUCUCGGUUUGUUGGCAAAGUUCGCCACGUCAGCACUGACAGCAGCCAACUUGAAGAAAAAGAAUCGAAAAGUGGAAGAAGAUUCUGACACGGAGACCAGCGACAAUAACAUCAAUUCAACAAACACAAAACGAAAACCGGGACGCCCUAAAAAGUGUGCUCAGAUAACAACAGGGGGAGGAACUGAGACGAUCGUGGCGAAGAAGUCGAAGAAUCUCGGUUUGUUGUGUUUGUCAGAACUGGAGAGAUCGCGGCAGAGGAAACACAGUCAGGACUCGCAGAUGGAGCAGAGAGAAAUAAAGCUGGACGGCCAGACGCAGCUGAAGCCGAUAUUUCUGGACGAGCAGUGGUGUCGCCGACGUAGUGAACGGAUCUUUCUGAGUGAACCGAGCCCCCAACCCUCCCCCAACACGCCCUGGGACAAACAGAAACCCCCUGAAUUCAAGCUGUCCAGCCCGCCCAUCUCGCCCAAAGUGGAGACUCAGAGAGACAAGGACCGCGCCAAGGUCCAGAAGGCGAAGAGUCUACACGAACUGACUCAGAAGGUGAAGAAGAAGUACAACAAGUCCUUCAGCAGAAAGUCGGCCUUCAGCGAAGACAAGCGAAAUAUGUCACGUGGUCCAGUGAAGUCCGAGAAGUCGAAAAAGUCUCGAAAGAUUUCCGGAUCAGACAGUGACGGCGAUGACUUACCUCUCAUCAAACUGAAACACCAAGAGCCCCGGUCGUGUGUGAUCUGCACGGACGAACUGAAGGACGGACUGCGGGUCCUCAUGUUACAGGACGGACUCUUCUAUGAGGGAGCAGUCAGGGCCAUCCAUCCGCCAGACGUGUAUGGUGUUGUGGUGAAUAAUUCUCGUGGUCACAGACCUUACAUCUUUUCACAGGAAGAAAUUUUGAAGGAUGUGAUAGUGGACGUGAAGCCGGACUCUGGCCGGGGUCUGCCCGAGGGAACUCGAAUCUGUGCCUACUGGAGUCAGCAGUUCAGCUGUCUGUAUCCAGGGACUGUUGCUAAGACAAGUCCAAAUCCACACAGCAGCAAGUAUUCCGUGAACGUGGAGUUCGAUGACGGGGAUUCUGGGAGAAUACCUAUUGACCAUAUUCGACUUCUACCAGAAGAUUUCCCUCUUGUGUCAUAUGACCCCAAUCCAUUGCUGCAUCUGAGUAAGCGUCGACGAAGAACGACCUCGGGUGACAGUGACUUUAGAAAGUCUAGCGACGGCUUGUUUUCUCUCAGUGACGACGGCUUCAAAUCCAAGAAACGAACUCACGACGGCGCGUCCAGCGAAUUCGAUGACGUCAUAGAAGAAGACACAGACGACCAAGAUGUCUUCAAAUCAGAAGGAAUGAAGCCGUCCAAACCCAGCAGACCCAGCAAAAACGUGCCCUUCACGUUGAGCCCCGUCCCGCGAUCGAAACACGCGGGUAAAGAGAACGGGGCUGCUGGAGUGUUUAACAAGACUGAAAAAACACAUACCUCCGAGCUCUCGUCUUUAUCUAAUGGCGCGAAACCAGACCGGAAGUCCAACCCGUUUCUGCGUCCAUCGGUCCUCAAACUGAAUGAGUUCACGCAUCAUUCCAACGACAGUGAUAAUUCUGAUGAUGAUGAUGAAGAAGAUGAUGAUGAUGAUGACGAUGAUGAUGAUGAUGAUGACGACGUAAUGAGUUCAGACGAGUCUAGUGAGAGUAGCAAUGAAAGUGUUAACAAUGACGAUGAGGAAAAGAGCAAACAAGAUUCAGACAAACAGAAACCCGCUGCUGAGGUGCCAAAGAGAAGAAGAAUGUCUUCCAUUGAGAAGUAUAAAAACUUUGUCCCAGCCAAGAAAUUAUGGAGGUGGGCUGGUAAAAGUACCAAGAGGCCAGGCAUGAAGGGUAAAGCCAGGAAAGAGUUCUUCAAGUCCAUCGCCAGAGGAAAGGAACGAAUAUCGGUUGGUGACUGUGCUGUGUUUCUAUCCACCGGACGCCGGAACCUGCCGUAUGUUGGUCGAAUUGACAGCAUGUGGGAAUCGUGGGGAGGAUCCAUGACGGUCAAAGUCAAGUGGAUGUAUCACUUUGAGGAAACCAAAGGAAGUCGGAAACUGCUUGAUCCCAAGGGGGCGCUGUUUGAAUCCUCGCACGAAGACGAGAACGACGUGCAGACGAUAUCGCACAAGUGUCUUGUUCUGUCCUAUACGGACUUCAAACAGAGACGGAUGGACUCUGCAAAGAAAUCUUCCACACACGAGGACUGUCCCGAUAUGUACUACCUGGCUGGAUCUUAUGACCCCACAGUGGGCAUUGUUAAUAAAUAUGAGGCUGACGUCAUCUGAUCAAUGUCACGUGACCCGACUGGGCACUUAAUAAAUAUCAGGCUGACGUCAUAUGAUCAGUAUCUCGUGAUCCAACAGUUAGGAUUAUUCAUGAAUAGGAAACUAACGUCAUCUUAUCGAUCCCACGUGACCUGACAGUGGGAUUUGUUAAUACACAUGAGGUUGACGUCAUCUAAUCAAUGUCAUAUAACUUUAAAAUGGGGAUUGUGUAUAAAUUCGAAGAUGACGUCAUCUGAUCAAUCCCGCAUGACCAGACAGCACAAAGCUGGUAUCAUCUAAUCAACCCCCACGUGACACGACAGUGGAAAUUGGUUGGUGGUAUCUGAUCGGCCAGACGUGACAGACAUCAAGUAUAUAACUGUGAUAUCAAUAGUUGAGAAAGUGAUAUCAUACAUAUAUAAAUGUGAUAGUAUAGAAUUAUAUUGUCAAUUCAGAACUAAUAUUGCCAGUACAAAACUGUAAUAUCAUCUGUGAAAUAAGUAAUGUCAGUAGGAAGUGAUAACUUAAAUAAUGCGAUGGACCAGCUGUCAAUAAUCUUUAGAUGAUAGAUAUCAUCAGGAUAGAGUGUGAUACGUUUUGAAUCUUUCCAUAAAUAUAUCGAGUCUUGUUACUUAAGAGUUGUGAUUGACACUUGGGAAAAGAUUGCCCUGGUGUAUUGCCUUUCUAUCAUGAAUUGAUUCAUAGCAUCCUAUAGUCAUGCUAUGAUGUUUCAAAGAAGAAUGUAAUGAAUGUGAUCCCAAACAUCAAGUAGAACUAAUUAUCUGGCAACGUGACUAGGUAUCUCCAUUGUCAUCUGACGUCAUCAUGACGUACAGUAUUACUAGGCGUUGCUGGUUACCUUGUCGCGCGGUGUGACAUCAUCGUCAAAUGUAAAGCCAGGAUUGUGUACGGUAGACUAGUAGUAAGACAGAACGUUCAGUAUGUAGUGUGACGUAAAAUUGCGUCUGCGAGAUGUUCUUGUAACAUGGUCUAGUUCAUACGUGAUUCUCUUCACCUAUUGCUCAUAACACAUUCCCUCAAAAUGUGCAAGUACAUUCUCCAGUGUGCAGAUUCCUGUUGUCUAACCAAGUAUUUCGAUGUCUGACAUCUGUUUUAACUUGUUAUAAAAAAACUCAUUGGCCAAAUUAGUUAAACACCCAACGUGUAUUAUGUCACAGUGCCACAUGCUUUGUUUGCAGAAGGUUGUGAAAGGACUGGAAUGUACAAAAGGGUACAUGGGGAAUCAAUUCUAAAGAUACAAUCGCUACUGAUGUUGGUGGAACUGAAUGACUUGAUGCAUCUCGUUGACUACAGUAUGGUCACUGGUUAGGAGCAGAUCCAGAUUCCCCUGGCUCGUCGCCAUAUCCUUUAUUAAACUGGCCACACGCACGUUUUUAUUAACGUGACUUAUAGUUGUUGUAAAACAAAUGUCUUGAAUUGAUCAUGUUGUGAGGGAACAAAUGAUUUCAGAAAUCCACGAACCAUUAAACUUCAGUUGUCGCUGGGUCCGCGUUUGCACCCUUCAUAAGCACACCUUUUAAGACCACCAUGAAUGCUGGUGAUGACUAUGUUACAAACUGACGUAUCUCGUGGAGUGAUAUACUCACUGGUUACAUUGGAGAUGAUUUAUUUAAAACUUGCUCAUGUACCAGCUAUUGACUGUGGCUAAGUUGCCUUCGAUUCAUGCUCAUUGAUUGUGAAAAAGCUGUUGAUGACAAUGGUGAAACUGAGUUAUUCAGUGCUUACAUUAAAUGUGAAAUACACUUUCUAUUCGAUGCUUGCUCAUGGAUUAUCGUACAGUUAUCGAUGACUAAUGAUGAGUUAAUGUUUAUAUAUGGAUUACUUUUGUUCUUAUAUUUCUACAUGUAUAGACGUUUGAAAUCACUGUAGAAAAGAAAAUGGAACACUUUUUAAUGAAAACAAUCACAGACUUUGUGACAUAAUCUGUGAUUAUGAUGGUGACAUUAUGUUGUUCUGUUGUGUUCAGUACUCUUUCUUUUACACGUCGGAUGUUCAGAUAUGUGUUCAGAUAUGUGUUCUUUUGUGUUGAUGUUUGUGAAGACAAAAACUUGUGAAACAUUAUGUGCCAUAUUUACCCGGUGUAAUUUGCAAACUUCAAAUCCAUCAGGAUAUAACACUUGCAAAUCCAGCUUUGCUACGAUUCCAUGCAGAUGUUUUAAUUAUAAACAACUUAUAAUAUAUUAAUGUCUAUACAUGAUAUAUAUAUAUAUAUAUAUAUAUAUAUAUAUAUAUAUAUAUAUAUAUAUAUAUAUAUAUAUAUACCUUUAUGCUUUUAUAGAUUUUAUGAAAAACUAUAUUACAGCAAUGCUUUAUCUAUAACAAAGUGCUACGUUGUGAAAUAUAUCUGCAGCAUUAUUAAAUAUACAUUUAUUAUUGCAGUAUAUAUUCGCACAUUAAAAAUAUUACGUCUGUACCUUUAUGUGAUAUAAUCCUAAUAUGUGAUGUACAUAGCUAAUACUGUACCUGAAGUGAACUUUGAACUGAUGAGUAGAUACGUCACGUGAUAUACCUUUGUAUAACAAAUUGUAUGUAUAGAGUGUUAAUUAUAUAAGUAUUUCAUUGUGUUAACAUAUUAUGUUAAUGCAUUAACAAUGUUAUUAAAUAUAUUAAAUUUCACAAUUUAUUUAACAUAAUAUAUUAUGUUAAAGUAUAGAUAGAAUGUAAUUAACAUAAAGCUGUUGUAUUUCAAAUAAUCUAAUUAACAUAAUAUAUUUAACAUAGUGAAACUUAAAACAAUCGUAUCGUAAAGGGUUUUGUUGUUUGCAUGAUUCAACUUAUGGAAACAGUUUAUAAUAUAUUUAACAUGGUGAAACUAAAACAGCCGUAUCGUAAAGGGUUUUGUUGUUUGCAUGAUUCAACUUAUGGAAACAGUUUGCUGUAUAUGAUUAGGUUUUGACAUCAACUAAAACAUAAACUUUUGCCUACAGUACAUUGCAAGCUGUGAGAUAGUUGAAAUUACAUUUCGUAAUCUCUGAAACUAAUUGUAAGUUUUCGACUGAUGUAAUUAGGUGGCUUAGACCGUUACUGUAUGUCGCGUCAUGAAAUCGAUCAUUUAGCCAGUCGAGUUCUUGAGCGUGACUUUUGACAAAUAAUUAUCAGUCUGUUGAUAUCAUUGAGUAUUGAAAAGCCUUUGUAUCUGUUGACGAUCCCAUCACAUACAUGACUUUCAUAAAGUUUUCUUUAAUGUGUUCACUUUUUCCAUUUCAUUUUUUCUUAUCUUAUAUUGACGACGAGUUACAACGUAUCAUGUUGUAUCGCAUUUGCAUAUUUUAGUCUUAUGUCAUAUUGACAGAACAGAAGAGAACGUUAUUUACACUCACGCCGUUCUGAAACGGCGUCAAAGAAACAUACAUAAUCAGAUUAAGACAAGAUGGUUUCCAGCAGAAUAAGAUAUAUCUAAUGUGUGUAAUGGUAGACUAUGUCAGAUUGUUUUAUUUUGUCAUUAUUUUUCAUUAUUAUUAUUAUUAUUAUUAUUUAAUAUAAAUAACAGAAAUGACAAAAUAACUGGGGGCUUUCUGUUUAAUUUUCGUAAGUACACAUGUAUUUUAACAAUAUAUUUUUUAAAUUACAAUUACAUUUUAAAUAAUAUAAACAAGAUUAUGCGUAGGUUAUUUAAAAAAGUGUUCAUUAAACAGGUUUUCCUGACGGCAAGUUAACAAAUAUGGUAGUAAAUACUUCAUUCUGUUUGUUUUUAAUGUGUAUUAGACAGACGCCAGAAUGAUCUAUGUUGCAUAUAAAACUCGUCUUCAGUUGAAGCCCAGUUUAUACUGUUCACCAAGAAGAUACGAUCGUCCUAAAACUAGAAGCAGGUGUCUCUCUUAAAGCUGCAGUCUCUACAAUAUUUAUUAUUUAGUUAACAAUUUAGAAUAUAUCCUCAACUUUGUUUCUCUGUAAAGAAUAUAUUGUUUUGUUUGUUUCCAAUCUAGGUCACAAUCAUACGUUCAUGACCACGAGUUAAUGGCGCUUGUUAAGUGCCCAUGUACGACAAUACCUGUAGGAGUAUGGCGAGAGACAAAACUACAGUGUUAAAGUUUUUGUUGCCUCUUAUUUUCAAAACUGAUUCGGGAAUACACCUUUGUUUAUUAAUAUAUACAAAGUUUACUUCAAUUACAGUAAUAUAAAUAUUUUUAAAACUUGUUUUGUUCUUUUAAAUGACGAAAAGACUUGUACUUUUUAUAGGCAGUUGCUGAUAGUGAAAACACGACUGUAUUAAAACUGUUUUUUAAUUUGUAUUUUGCAUUAGUAAAGUAUUAUAGGAUGGGUAAAAGAGACUAGCUAUUUUCAUAGUAGACUUAUAACAAUAGAAAUAGCUCUACAUUUAACAUAACUACAAGCGCACAAUAAUUCUUUAUCAUCCACAUGUUUUACUUGCUAACACCACUACCCAGUGUUUAUCACGUGUCAUACUCGUGGUCACGUGAUCUGUCUACUGAAACAAUAUAGGGUUCUCAUUCAUUAGACUAUCGCAUCUUUAUUCUGUUUACUGACAACUUGCUAUAUUAUACAGCAUACACAGUUUACAAAACAAAUGAUCACAAAAAAUACAUUAGAAUAAAUGAUGUUACUGGAUUAGGCGUUAAACUUUGAUUUGUAUUAGUACUAUUGUUUGUAUUCUUACCUUUUCUGUGUUUUAACGUAUUUCGCCAAUGUACUGUUGUGUGAACACACUGAAAUAUUAGUUACGUCAGUGUCUUACGAAUCCAUGAGUUAUCUGGCACAAACAUACCUGUGUUCAUUGUAUGCUUGAAGACUUCUGUCUAUUGUGAAUCCUUGUUAUGCAAAUGUCUCAUCAAAUAUAUUUUCACUGACGUUAAUAACAAA
Molecule: messenger RNA, 12572 nt
Organism: Gigantopelta aegis
Lineage: Eukaryota; Metazoa; Mollusca; Gastropoda; Neomphalida; Peltospiridae
Product: trinucleotide repeat-containing gene 18 protein-like
Exons: 33
Coding region: 534-7751 (2405 amino acids)
Molecular function (GO): chromatin binding
Source: RefSeq, a predicted model, not a curated record